GGGGUGUGUUCAGCUGAUUUAGAGGUCAUGGGUCGUUUCUUGUCAUCGUGAUGGAUCCACAGUGACAGCCCCAGGUCUCGCCCCCGACCACUGGGAGCCCCGUAUAGUAAACAGUAGUGAGACAGGAGGCGCCUGAGAGCGAGGCGAGCAUCUCUCCAGGAUGUCCACUCUCCACCUGCCGACGCCUGCAUGGUAAUAUUCAGGAAGCAGAGGACCGCCGCUCUUCUGGAACUGGGUGCUGCAGAGACAUGAAGGAGCUCCUGUUUCUCCUCCUGCUCCUCCUGGCAAUGGAGGCAUCCCACGGUGGCUGGUGUGACCUGGGCUGCGACUGUCAAGGGGACCUGAAAUUCACCAUCUGCUCCCGGGCUCUCUUCACCCGCCUACCCACCAGCGUCCCUCCCAUCACAGAGCUGCUGGACCUGUCAUAUAACCAGAUAACCAUCAUCCCGGAGCACUCCUUCAAUAGGGUCCGUAAGCUACGAGUGCUGCUGCUGCACAACAACAACAUCAGCGUGGUGGAGGACGGCGCCUUCUCACCACUGGAGUUCCUCCAGAGACUGGACCUGAGCUGGAACCGCAUCACGAUACUGCAGGAAGGCUUCUCCCUGGGCCUGGGCCUCCUGCGGGAACUGCAGGUGGCCCACAACCACUUGAACACCCUGGACAGCCGCAGCUUCUUCCACCUGGAUGGGCUCCAGAGGCUGAACCUCACAGGCAACGACAUCCACGCCAUCCACAUCAGAUCCUUUGUUUCGAUGAGCACGCUGAGGCAACUCCACCUGGCUGAAAAUCGGCUGACAUCGCUGAACAAUGGGAUCUUCUCCAUGCUGCGCUCGCUGGAGGUCCUAAACCUGGAGGGGAAUCAGAUCAGCCACACAGAGUCUGGCGUCUUCAAGCCUCUCACCAGCCUGGCACUGCUGAGUCUAGCCCACAACCAGCUGAGCACCGUCUACUUCAAGACCUUCCUGAGCAUCCACACAUACAGCACCCACAUCCUGCUGGAGGGGAAUCCGUGGCACUGCGACUGCGACCUGCAGAGAGUCUUCCACAAACUCCGGAGCAUCCAGCGGCUCUUCCUGGAUGACUACUACAACCUGAGCUGCAAGACGCCACCCGUCCUGGAGAACUACCGGCUGAUGGAUGUAGACACGGAGCUUUGCCUCGCUGAGACAGUCACCGUGCUGGUCAUCACAUUCACUGUGGUGAUCACUGUGCUGGCUGCCAUGGUAAUGGCAGAGAGGACGCGGAAGAAGAAAAAGAGGGAAAGCACUGGACGCAGCAGGGAGACGUGUCGGAUGAGUCAGACCACAACUGACUGACUGGCUGUGGCUGCAUUCAGACCGAAUCAGGCGCUGCGUGGAAAAUGCCAGUCCUCCCAUUCAGUUGGACGAGGGUAGUGCGUUUGGGCUGCAGCAGUGCGUACCGCAGGGGUUCGGCAACAAAAACGUAGCAGAAGUAGAACCAGAAUCAAGUGUUGCCAGAACGCGACCCGACGCCCCCCUGCGGUGGCCAAUCACAUAAGCCGAUGAUCAGACUGAAGACGCCAAUGGGAAGGAAAGCCUCGUUUUUCCAAUCCAGAAGGUGGCGGUAAUGCGCCUUAAACCUGUUUGCCACCCGCCAUUAAACAACAGAAGAAGAAGACGAAGAAGAGACGAACCAGGUAGCGUUCCGCUGUUUACCGAGCAGCUGUGAAGUUGGGAGAGAGACUGAUGGCCGCCGUGAUCGCAUUUCCAGGGGCUGUACAACCCCGCCAUGAGCGAGCACAAAGACGUUAGUCGCUUGGCGUUGUAUCGCUCUUCAAGUUGGGGUUAUUUUCUAGGCGCUGUACCGCCACCUUCUGGCUUGGGGGUGUUAAAGUUCACAACACGACGUCGCACAAACGGGCCACGCGUUGACACGCCCACACCUCCGCUGGGAAGGUGCUGGGUUGCCAGAUUCGUUGUGAAUGCAGCCUAACGUCCUCUCUCUUGCUCUGUCUCAGUUCAGUUCACCUUUUACUGGCAUCAAGUGCAACGCAACGCGAUGCCACAGUAAAGUCCAUGUAACACUUUGCAGUUCAAUAUUCUUAUGUCAAUCACUGGCUCCUCAAAUAAAAAUGCAGAAACGCAAUUUUGGACUUUUUUUAUUCGAUUUUAUUUUUAUUUUAAAG
Molecule: messenger RNA, 2149 nt
Organism: Lampris incognitus (smalleye Pacific opah)
Lineage: Eukaryota; Metazoa; Chordata; Actinopteri; Lampriformes; Lampridae
Product: insulin-like growth factor-binding protein complex acid labile subunit
Cellular component (GO): plasma membrane
Molecular function (GO): protein binding
Source: RefSeq, a predicted model, not a curated record